AUGGCCGCACCUGCCAACAAUGACGAGGAGUUCCGCUCGCACACCCAACAGAGCCCCCUAGCCUCACAGCGCGCAAAGCAGCAGGGCAGCGUCCCCUCCGGCGCCCCAAAUGGUCGCGGUUUCACCGGAUGGUUCCCGCUAGGCUACAAGGAAGGCUUCAGCCAAUGGUGGGCAGGGCUUUCGCCCGCCGAAACAGAGCACAAGGUGCUCUCCUUCGUACCCUAUCUGCAGAGACCACCUACCCACACUCAAACCGGUUCGGCGCCGCCUUCUACCUCUCCUUCCUCGAUGGACAUCUCGGGAAACCCGGCCGAUGAUGCACAACCAGUCACAACCAACUCGGUCACAGACCCAUAUGGUCCUCGGAGGUGGCAAUCCAACCUGGUACAACUCUCGGGGAAAGAGCGCGCUCUCAACGAAUUCACCGUAGAACGCGUGGGCGAGGAGGUUGAGAACAACUUGGUCAUGUUGCACGGCUAUGGUGCUGGUCUUGGUUUCUUCUACAAGAAUUACGAGGGUCUCAGCCGCACUCGAGGCUGGAAGCUCUACGCGCUGGACCUUAUGGGCAUGGGUCGGAGCAGCCGUCCGCCCUUUAGGAUCCACGCAAAGGACCACAACGGUAAGAUUACCGAGGCUGAGAAUUGGUUCAUCGACGCACUUGAAGAAUGGAGGAUUAAGAAGGGCAUCGAUCGCUUCACGCUGCUCGGCCAUAGCUUGGGAGGUUACAUGGCUGUUGCCUACGCGCUCAAGUACCCCGGCCACCUCAACAAAUUGAUCUUGGCAAGCCCGGUGGGUAUCCCGGAAGACCCGUACGCUGUUCAGUCCGACAUGCCGGAGCCUUCCGAUUCCACGAUGGCCAACGAGUUCACCCAAGACCAAGGCAACACCAUCGGUGGCUCCAACCCAUCGGCCGUCAAGCAGGCCGACAACAACAACUUUCUCAACGCGCGCUCGAAUGCGCCCCCGCGGGAGAGCGGCAAGCCCCCGAGGAAACCCUUGCCGAAAUGGUUGACCUACCUUUGGGAUGCUAACAUCAGCCCAUUCUCGUUCGUGCGAUGGUCGGGCCCGAUCGGACCACGUCUGGUGUCAGGGUGGACCUCGCGCCGGUUCUCGCACCUGCCAACCGAGGAGUCGCAGGCACUGCACGACUACUCGUACUCGCUCUUCCGCCAGAGAGGCAGCGGCGAGUACGCGCUCGCAUAUGUGCUUGCUCCUGGAGCCUUUGCUCGGAGCCCCUUGAUUCGCAGGAUUCAGAGCGUCGGUAGACAGUACCUCGGUCCGCACGCUGGCCCCCUACCCGACGGAGAUCGCCCAAGCUCGUCUGGCGCCGGUCAGCAGAGGAGAGAGAACGGCCUUCCCGUUGUGUUCAUGUAUGGGGAGAAUGAUUGGAUGGAUAUUGCCGGUGGAUUCGCGGCAGAGCAGAAGAUGAAGGAGGAGAAGGAGAGGAUUUUGGCCGGGAAAACGGAGGAGGAGAAGAAGAAGGACAACGGUAGCGCCAAAGUUCUGGUCAUCCUAAAGGCUGGUCAUCACCUUUACUUGGAUGGAUGGGAGCAGUUCAACGAAGUCAUGCGUGAGGAAAUGGCCGACGUACAGCAGAGAGAAAGGAGGAGGCUUGAAGAUAAGGUUUACACAGCAUCCUUCGCCUUCUUCGAGGCCAUAUGGGAAGCUGGAAUCACGCAUUGUUUCGUCAAUUUGGGCUCAGACCAUCCCAGCAUCAUCGAGGCCAUCGUCAAAGGCCAAAAUGAAAAGCAAGGAAACUUCCCCAAGAUCAUCACAUGCCCGAACGAGAUGGUCGCGCUUUCCAUGGCCGAUGGCUACGCCCGGCUCACGAACAAGCCUCAAUGUGUGAUCGUCCAUGUGGAUGUCGGCACCCAGGGUCUUGGUGCAGCGGUUCACAAUGCCUCUUGCGGCCGUGCGCCCGUGCUCAUCUUCGCCGGUCUUUCUCCCUACACCAUCGAGGGUGAGAUGCGCGGGAGCAGGACCGAGUAUAUCCAUUGGAUCCAAGAUGUCCCCGACCAGAAGCAAAUCGUUGCCCAGUAUUGCCGGUAUACCGGCGAGAUCAAGACGGGCAAAAACGUCAAGCAAAUGGUCAACCGAGCUCUGAAUUUUGCUAUGAGCGAUCCCAAGGGGCCGGUCUAUCUCUAUGGUGCGAGGGAGCCCAUGGAGGAGGAUUUGGAGCCAUACAAACUGGACCAAGCAUUCUGGAACCCUGUGGAGCCGCCCGCAUUGGCCCCGAAAGCUGUAAAGACGAUAGCAGAUGCUCUCGUUACCGCCGCAGAGCCGCUAAUCAUUACCGGUUACAGCGGAAGAAACCAUGCGGCCGUCGGCGAACUGGUCAAGCUGGCAGAUACUGUCCCGGGGCUCCGUGUGUUGGACACGGGUGGUAGUGAUAUGUGUUUCCCAGCAAACCACCCUGCUUGGCUCAGCCUCCGCUUCGGCGUCGAAGAAAGCAUCAAGACAGCUGAUGUGAUUGUGGUGAUCGACUGCGACGUCCCGUGGAUCAACACUCAAUGCCAUCCGAAGGAGGGUGCAAAAAUCUACCACAUCGACACCGACCCGCUAAAGCAGCAAAUGCCCGUGUUCUACAUCAAUGCACUAGCACGAUACAGGGCCGACUCGGAGCUCGCCCUCAAUCAGCUGCACUCCUACAUCAGCUCGUCUCCCGACCUGAGCAAGCAGGUGAAGAGUGCCGAAUCCGAGCAGCGCCGGCAAGUGCUUCAAGCGAGCUACAAGAAGAAGCUGGCCACGAUCGAGAGCCUCGCGAAGCCGGGCGACGACGGCUCGUACGGCGCGUCGUACCUCAUCAGCCGCGUGCGCAAGGCCUGUCCACAGGACACCAUCUGGGCGAUCGAGUCGGUCACGAACACGGCGUUCGUGGCGGACCAGAUCCAGGCCACGAUCCCCGGCAGCUGGAUCAACUGCGGCGGCGGCGGCCUCGGAUGGUCUGGCGGCGGUGCCCUCGGCAUCAAACUCGCAUCCGACCACACCGGAUCCAAGAAGUUCGUCUGCCAAAUCGUCGGCGACGGGACCUACCUCUUCUCCGUGCCCGGCAGCGUCUACUGGAUCAGCCAGCGCUACGGCAUCCCCAUCCUCACCAUCGUCCUCAACAACAAGGGGUGGAACGCCCCGCGGAAGUCGCUCCUGCUCGUGCACCCGCACGGCGAGGGGUCCAAGGUCAGCAACGAGGAGCUCAACAUCUCGUUCGCGCCCACGCCCGACUACGCGGGCAUCGCGCGCGCGGCGUCGGGCGGCGCGGUGUGGGCGAAGCAGGCUGGGACGGUGGAGGAGCUGGAGAGGCUGUUGCCCGAGGCGGUGGAGUGUGUCAAGGGGGGUACGUCGGCGGUGUUGGAUGCGCAUUUGGAUGGGCCGCAAGGGAAGUAUCCGGGGGAUAAGGCGGCGUUGGUUGGCUGA
Messenger RNA from Diplodia corticola, 3411 nucleotides. Its product is annotated as acetolactate synthase. The coding region runs from base 1 to 3411 and encodes 1136 amino acids. Gene Ontology annotation, biological process: L-valine biosynthetic process. The transcript is spliced from 8 exons. Gene Ontology annotation, molecular function: flavin adenine dinucleotide binding; thiamine pyrophosphate binding; magnesium ion binding. The record is from RefSeq and is a predicted model, not a curated record. Gene Ontology annotation, cellular component: acetolactate synthase complex; mitochondrion. Lineage: Eukaryota; Fungi; Ascomycota; Dothideomycetes; Botryosphaeriales; Botryosphaeriaceae.